Molecule: messenger RNA, 423 nt
Organism: Poeciliopsis prolifica (blackstripe livebearer)
Lineage: Eukaryota; Metazoa; Chordata; Actinopteri; Cyprinodontiformes; Poeciliidae
Product: T-cell surface glycoprotein CD3 zeta chain-like
Exons: 7
Biological process (GO): cell surface receptor signaling pathway
Cellular component (GO): membrane
Molecular function (GO): transmembrane signaling receptor activity
Source: RefSeq, a predicted model, not a curated record
GUGUUGACCUCCACAGAGGCGCUGAGCAUCACUGACCCCCAGCUCUGCUACAUCCUGGACGGGUUUCUGGGUCUCUACGGUCUCAUCAUGACCGGCAUGUUCAUCAAGGAGAAGUUCUUCAGAACCAAAGCGAAGGGCUCAGACGAUGGAACCUACGCUUCUCUCAGCAGAGCGACGGGCGACACCUACGAGCCGCUGAUGACCGACCCGGAGCGAGGACGGAACCGCCGAGCGGAUGACUCCACCUACACGGGCCUGCAGAAACGAUCAGAACCGACGUAUAAAGAGCUUCCUGUGAGGAGAGAGCGUCAGCGGAAGAACGAGCAGGUUUACCAGGGUCUGAGCUCGGUCACCAGAGACACCUACGACUCCCUGCAGAUGCAGCCGCUUCCGGCCCGCUAACCGGGUCGGUUCUGAAGAAUC